This is a messenger RNA of Scylla paramamosain (green mud crab), 4862 nucleotides long. Its product is annotated as tudor domain-containing protein 7B-like. The transcript is spliced from 23 exons. NCBI's taxonomy places the organism in Eukaryota, Metazoa, Arthropoda, Malacostraca, Decapoda, Portunidae. The coding region runs from base 1132 to 4197 and encodes 1021 amino acids. The record is from RefSeq and is a predicted model, not a curated record.
UAAUGAAUAUGUAACUCUUUAACCACUCACAUUUGUGAGAACAAGAAACAAUAAAUAAUUGGAUCUGCCAUUCCUCUAUAUACACCACUGCCCACAGCUGACUAGCCACAAGCAACACUUAUCAGGGCAGGCAGCAACUCACUUAAAGGAGAAGUCAGGACAGCACUCUUUCUUGUCACUAGGUGCUGCAAUGCAAGUGUACAUGACUCACAGGGAUUGGUGUAGUAGUGGCAUGCAAAGCAAGAAGGACAUGCAAAGACAAUAUGCACACCACAGGUGUAUAUUUCAUAACUAGAGAACAGGGCACAGUUAUCUCAUUUCCCAAAACACCAAAGACACAUACUCAUACUCAUAUGUUCCUUCAGCAGCAGGUAAUCCUUGCAGCUAGACAACAAGCUAGACACCUCUGUGUCCUUCUCAGGCUGACAUCCAUCCUCUCUGCUGCUUCUCUUGGACCCAUGGGCACAGGACUUAUCCUGCUAUUGCCUCAGGAUGUAUUCUGCAGUCUUCCAGGCUGCUGCUUGACUCUACGCUUGCUUCUCUCGGCCAACUUGCAUGUGUUCUUGUAUCUUGCUGCUGACUGAUGCUUACAGCCGCUUGCUUGUCUCCCUCUCUGCCUGGGAGCUGACUGGUCUUGCAUGUGUGCAUGUCUGGUGCUUGCACGUGUGUGAGGAGGGGGAGGGGCUGACAGGUGUAACUCCAUGCCUCCCCACCUAACAUCUCCAACCAUAACAAUAUGUAGCAGUCUAAUAACAGAACAUACUUUAGGAAACAGAACAAUAAAUGAAUCAAUGAAGGAAUGUGAAAAUAAACAACCAAACAGUUAACCAAUCCAGAAUUAGUGUUAUACUGCCAAAGAUGGUGAGAAAAUAAAGUUAAUGAUAAAACAAAACAAAAGUAAACAAACUCCCAACAGGAAGCCCUAAUGCUUCAUGUAACCAAACCAAAGAGGUGUUACUGUCCUGUUAACCUCACUCUGGGUACUGACCAGGAGAGGGGUCCUUAAGCUACUCCAGCUGGGAAGAGGGAGAACCCGGAAAGCUUAUCGUCUUCCUUGGUGGGGACAAGGUUUGCUGUGUUUCGAACCCUGAAGAGUUAAUAGUUGCAGCCAGCAGCAGCAGCAGCAGCAGCAUGUCUGCAGAGAUGCAGAAGAAGAAGGAGCGGGAGGUCGGUGCCUUGUUGAAAUCAGUUCUUACGUCCUUUGGUGGAAAACUUCCAAUGAACAAAUUGAAUGUGGAAUACAAAACUGUGGUGGGGACUGAUAUUCCCUUUAAGGAGUUGAAGCAUUCUACCUUAACCAAAUUUUUGCAAUCCAUUCCAGAAAUUCUAAAAUUAGAAACCAGAGGUGGGCAAGUUUUUGUUAGUGUGGUGGCUGACAAGAACAUUGACAUGAUCUUACGGCAUGUCAAGGAACAGAAGCCUGAAACUGCUAAGGCACACCCCAGGAAGAAAAAGGCUUUAUCUUCUGCUCCCCGACACCUUCAUUCCUCCCGACCUGUUGUGCCACUCCAUCAGUGGCACUAUUAUAUUGGAAGUCAUGUCAGCAUGACUAAAAAGAAUGGCAGGAGCUAUACUACAUCCACUACUAAUGGUAUAGCCACCCCAUGUCAAAAUCAGAAAAAACUGCCUGAUUUUAAGCAUGUAAGUAGACCAAAAGUACAGGCUAAGAAACCUGCCAAAAAGACAUUCAAGCAGCAACUUGUGGAGGCAGUGCAAACAUUAUGUGACCCCAGCCUGAAGCCCACCUACAACACUGUCAGCUUUGGCAAGAAAAAACUGGACUGGUGUACAACAAUUAAGAUUGGAGACCUGUUGACAGUAAACAGCUACCCUAACUCUGUGAAGAGCCGAGAGGAAGCUGAGGAAGCUGCAUCCCAGAAAGCCCUGCAGCAGCUUUCACAAGUGGCCAAGAUGAGGCAGACAGCACAGCACUAUACUGUUACUGACUAUAAUGUGUCCAUCCCUAGGGUAAAGCAGCUUUUAGAGAAGAAAUCCCCAGUCAAGCGGUUCUGGUGGGAGGCCGUGCAGGGUAUGUACUGGGAUGUGUAUCAAGAAAAACUCCCACAGGAUUGGAUCACAGUAGUUAAAUCCCAAAAUAACACAAGCUUGGAGUUUGACAAUCCCUGUACAGACAUGUGGACAGUUGCAUUAGCAAAGAAGAUCCCAAGCUCUGGUUCCAUGACUUCUGAGCCACUGGACACGUCAACAAGCUGUGGGCUGGAGGAGGCUCAAUUCCACUGUAAUAGUGAAAAUGAAAAAAGUAUAUCAACUGUUGGAGGAAAGCUGCAGCUGCCAACCCUCAGCCUCCCAUCCACACCUACUUGGGAUGUGGUCAUUAACUGUGUGGAAGACCAUAACAACAUACAUUUGUGCCUGGUGGGGAAGGACUACAGUGAAAUGUUUGAUGAACUGGUGUCAGAGAUGGAAUCACAUUAUACAGAACAGAAGCACCUGCAGUCUGUGAAGGAGCUGGCAGUGGGAGAUAUCUGUGCUGCCAAGCAUCAGGAGUCUUGGUUCAGGAUUGAGGUGCUGGAGACUUUCAGUGAAAAUGCUCAUGUGAAAUUUGUGGAUGAAGGUGAUUCAGCCAUCAUUCCUCUGUGUGACAUUUAUGAUCUUCAUGAAAAAUUCUUCUCUCUUCCACCACAGGACCUGCAUUGUUGUCUGGCUGGGUUUGAGGAUGCUCCUCGAGAGGCCACACUUCAGGCCCUCUUGGAGUGCAUACCCAUGAGCCAGGCACUGGUAGCCCGGGUCCAGCGUCGCCAGGAGCCCUAUGCUCUUGUUUUUUUUGACACAUCUACCAGUGAGGACAUCAACCUAAAUGACAAGGUGUUUGAAUCUCUUGUCCUUCACAUCACUGAGCCUUCUUUGCUGCCUGAUGGAUGUGUAGCAGAAGUGUACCUGACAUAUGCUUCAUACAGUGGUAUAAUUUACUUUCAAGUGGAUUCAGACACAUUAAUAUCCUUGAAUGACCUUCUAAAGAUAGCCAGGAGAAAGAUCAAAGAAAUACCUUUAGACGCCAAUGUAGAUCUUACCAAGCUGUACUUAACUUACUUCAAUGGUGAUGGAGAGUGGUACCGUGCUAAACCAAAGAGUCCUGUGGAUGUGGAUGGAAAGGUCCUGAUGGAGUUUGUGGAUUUUGGAAAUGUGGAGAAAGUAUGUAUCAGCAACAUAAGAAACUUGGAGGCUGUGUCCCCUCUCCUAGCAAAACUUCCUCACCAGGCAUUGCCAUGCCAUCUGUACAAAGUUCCCAGCAAUCCUGAUUUGAAGUGGACAGUGAAAGCCUGCCAACGCCUGGUGGAGCUGACAUCACAGGAUACUCCUUUGCUGCUUAAGGUGGUAUCACAAUGGACAGAGAGGCAGCUGCCCAUGGUGCAACUAUUCAAGAGAUUACUACCUCAGAAUGAAUUGGUCUCCAUCAAUGACACCCUUGGAAUCAAUACCAACCUCUUCAGUAAAGAAGAAGACAAAAACAACAGCACUGACAAAGACAUGUUUCUCUGUCAUGCGAGGUCGCUAUCUUCUUGUGUCUCAGGUCCAAGUCUGCCUGUACAGCCUCCCACUGCUGGGUUAGACUCUUUCUUACCCUGUUCCUCCAUGUCCCCUAGUGACAUUCCUGAUGUUGGCUCCUAUUUUGAUGUCAUUGUGACUUUUGCUGCCAGUCCACACCUGUUUGCUGUCCAACCAUGGAACAUGACUAAGGAAUAUGGUGAGCUAUCUGACAGCAUGCAAAAGCACUAUAACAACCUUGUCAAUCUUCAGCAAGUUAUGGAGAUAAAGGGUGGCCAAUAUUGUGCCUUGAAACACAAAGAUGAUGUCUGGUACAGGGCCAAGGUAGAAAUGACUCAGAAGGAAACAGUUGCUGGAGUAUUUGUUGACUUUGGGGACCGAUUUGUUUCAAGUCUCCAGAAUGUACAACCUCUCUUGCCAUCCUUCUGUAUUCUUCCCUGUCUUGCAAUCAAGGCAAAACUUUAUGGUAUUGAACCAGCAAACAGAUCAUGGAGCCCUGAAGAUGCUUUACACUUCCGCACAUUGACAGGAAACAAAUACCUCAGUUCUGUGGUGUAUGAUAAGAAAGUAGAUAAGAACAACUUGUUAGUGCUCUCAUUAUUGCUGAUUGACACAUCUGACAAAGCAGUUGACUUGUAUAUCAAUCAGCUUCUUGUAGAGGAAAAUCGGGCUGUCUACACAUGGGCUUAAGGCUUCUGAAAGCACUUUGUUUAUAUCAUGCUAACCUUUUUCUUUAAGCUUAAUAAUUAGAAGUUUAUAUGUUGAGUUUGGCUGUCCAUUUUUUAAGGACAUGAAAUAUCUUGAAUGUUGAUGUUAAAUAGAGGAAGGUAAUCUUUAUCAGUUAAUAAGUUAAAGAUUACAGUUAUUUUCAGUAAAAAGCAACAUAAAUCCAUUGCAGCUAUGAGUGAUUUUUUUUUUUUUUUUGGGGGGGGGUGUUGAUGAUGCUUCUCAUCAGUAAGAAAUGCUUGAAUUAUGUACUUUCAGCUCUCUCUCUCUCUCUCUCUCUCUCUCUCUAAGAGAGCAAUAAUUCUAUCUACUUUUACUUAAAGUAUAUUAACUUCCUACACUGCUUAGGUCAGAGAACAGAUGUUUUAUGAGACUGCAACAUAGUGAAGUGGAUUUUACAUCUAUGGUACUAUGAAAUCUUAUAGAAAUGUAAUUAUCUUAUAGUGGAUGAGAUGGCAAUAUCUUUCUAAUACUUAGGUGUCUAUGCAGCAUGGUAUUAAGAAUUUACCUCCUCUGAGUAACACUAAGUUUUGGAAAUGUCAGAAAAUUGUGAGUAAUUAAAUGGGUUUAGUUCUUUUCUUUGUAAGUUUGAUAUGUAAUGAAAAUAAAGAUUUCAUUAUUAUAUGAUA